CGCUCCGCCCCCUCCUUCUCGCUCGCUCUCUCCCAUCCCCCCAAGCCAGUAGCUCUGCUGCGCAGCUCCCUUAGCGACUGCCACCGCCGAGACGGUUGGUGCGACCGUUGUAGGGAGCGCUACACGAGGCGAACGUCUUUUUCAUCCUCGCGACCGCACCCCGCGAACAGCGGAGUUGGUGUUACUAUCGCCCGACAGGCAUUUAAAUCAAACGGUAUUGAGAUGGAUUGGGUUAUGAAACAUAAUGGUCCAAAUGACGCUAGUGAUGGGACAGUACGACUUCGUGGACUGCCAUUUGGUUGCAGCAAAGAGGAAAUAGUUCAGUUCUUUCAAGGGUUGGAAAUCGUGCCAAAUGGGAUAACAUUGACGAUGGACUACCAGGGGAGAAGCACAGGGGAGGCCUUCGUGCAGUUUGCUUCAAAGGAGAUAGCAGAAAAUGCUCUGGGGAAACACAAGGAAAGAAUAGGGCACAGGUAUAUUGAGAUCUUCAGAAGUAGCAGGAGUGAAAUCAAAGGAUUUUAUGAUCCACCAAGAAGAUUGCUGGGACAGCGACCGGGACCAUACGAUAGACCAAUAGGAGGAAGAGGGGGUUAUUAUGGAGCUGGGCGUGGAAGUAUGUAUGACAGAAUGCGACGAGGAGGUGAUGGAUAUGAUGGUGGUUAUGGAGGUUUUGAAGAUUAUGGUGGCUAUAAUAAUUAUGGCUAUGGAAAUGAUGGCUUUGAUGACAGAAUGAGAGAUGGAAGAGGUAUGGGAGGACAUGGCUAUGGUGGUGCUGGCGAUGCAAGUUCAGGUUUUCAUGGUGGUCAUUUUGUACAUAUGAGAGGGUUGCCUUUUCGUGCAACUGAAAAUGACAUUGCUAAUUUCUUCUCACCGCUAAAUCCAAUACGAGUUCAUAUUGAUAUUGGAGCUGAUGGUAGAGCAACAGGAGAAGCAGAUGUAGAGUUUGUGACACAUGAAGAUGCAGUAGCUGCCAUGUCUAAAGAUAAAAAUAACAUGCAACAUCGAUACAUUGAACUUUUCUUGAAUUCUACUCCUGGAGGCGGUUCUGGAAUGGGAGGUUCUGGAAUGGGAGGCUACGGCAGAGAUGGAAUGGAUAAUCAGGGAGGUUAUGGAUCUGUCGGAAGAAUGGGAAUGGGGAACAAUUACAGUGGAGGAUAUGGUACUCCUGAUGGCUUGGGUGGUUAUGGCCGUGGUGGUGGAGGCAGUGGAGGUUACUAUGGGCAAGGUGGCAUGAGUGGAGGUGGAUGGCGUGGGAUGUACUGAAAGUAUAAACACCAACAUACAAGUCCUGACAACAGCAUCUGGUCUACUAGACUUUCUUACAGAUUUAAUUUCUUUUGUAUUUUAAGAACUUUAUAAUGACUGAAGGAAUGUGUUUUCAAAAUAUUAUUUGGUAAAGCAACAGAUUGUGAUGGGAAAAUCUGUUUUCUGUAGGUUUUAUUUGUUGCAUACUUUGACUUAAAAAUAAAUUUUUAUAUUCAAACCACUGAUGUUGAUACUUUUUAUAUACUAGUUAACUCCUAAAGAUGUGCUGCCUUCAUAAGAUUUGGGUUGAUGUAUUUACUGUUAGCUCUACAAGAAGUAGUAUAGUAUAAUCUUACAGGAUAAUGUUUCACACCUCUGCAUAAACAGCAAGUCUUAAUAAGCAGACAUCUGGAAUAGAGCUUGAAGAAUAAUUAAUAUAACUCUUUUCUUUAAUUUCUCCUGGACAACACUGUAAAUAUUAAAGCCUAUGGAUGAGUUUAGGUGACUUCAGGAGUAUGAAUUCAGCUAAUUCUAUAUUUUGUUUGUUUGUUUGUUUGUUUUUGUUUUUCUAAUGUCACUUAUCAGGCUCUGAAAUGUUUUAUCUAAGAGGUAUCUGGACUUCUGAAUAUUCAUAAUUGUGUUACCUGGGGAUGGGAGUGUUGGAAGUUUAAAUUCUAGCCCUAGAUUUUAGAAUUAAAAUCCCCUCAGGGCUUGACUGAAGUACCAAAAAAUAUUUCAAAAAAGUGAUAGUUGUAAGUUAUCUCAAAAUGUCUUAGAGUAGGUUAAAGUUCUCAGUGACAUGAGAAUUUAGUAUAAGUACAUAGGUAUUUACUGUGGAGUAUAAUUCUCACAGAUGUAUUUUCAGUUUCCUGCCCAAUAGAGCAUCUAUGGUUUUUAAAUAACUGUAUAAAAUGACUACUUUAAAAAAUGUCCAUGUCAUAGUCAGAAUCCUGCAGUUGGAUUUUGCUUCUGAUACCUGCUUGGAGUUUUAGUUGAAAAUUCUAUAUGUAGCAAGGAAAAGGUGCUUUUUUAAUUUUAAUCCCUUUGAUCAAUAUGUUUUUUUUUUCAAAUUGGCUAAUGGAUCAAAAUGAAACCUGUCAAUGUGAAUUCAGUUAUUGAACUUGUUACUUGUUUUUGCUAGAAAUGUUAUUAAUGUAAUAAAUGUCAAUGUGGGAGAUAAUA
Molecule: messenger RNA, 2427 nt
Organism: Galeopterus variegatus (Sunda flying lemur)
Lineage: Eukaryota; Metazoa; Chordata; Mammalia; Dermoptera; Cynocephalidae
Gene: HNRNPH3
Product: heterogeneous nuclear ribonucleoprotein H3 (2H9)
Exons: 10
Coding region: 223-1263 (346 amino acids)
Biological process (GO): regulation of RNA splicing
Cellular component (GO): nucleoplasm; ribonucleoprotein complex
Molecular function (GO): RNA binding
Source: RefSeq, a predicted model, not a curated record